CCGACCGCAUCGCUGACCUCCUCGAGUCCUCCUCCCACCUCCCCCGCUUCUACUCCGACCGCCCCCUCCACACCCUCGCCCUCCCCCGCCUCUCCCGCCUCCGCCGCCUCGACUUCAUCCGGUGCGCCCUCCUGUCCCAGAUCUCCGACCCCACGUCCCUCAAAUCAGAGGGCUUCUUCACCCGGAUCCUCUUCCACUACGCCUCCGGCCUCCUCGACGAUGCCGUCCGCCUCUUCCACCAGAUCCCCAACCCCACCCAGCUCUCCUUCUGCGCCCUCCUCACCGCCCUCCUCAACAACAGGGGGUUUGUUGGAUCAGCAAUUUAAUCAGCUCCUAAUACUGGAAGAGGACGGGGGUGAAUUCCUUGUUGAGGUGAUUAAGCUGUUUUGUGAUGAUUCUAAGAGGAUGAUCUCAGAGCUGAGCAGCUUGAUAGAUCAGCCAGUUGUGGACUUCCAGAACGUGGGUUCUUUCGUUCAUCAGCUGAAAGGGAGCAGCUCAAGGUAAUUGUCUCCAAUCUGAAUGGAUUCAGUUGUUGAUACUUAUGGAAUACCAUAUAGAAUUUAGAGGUUUUUUCCUUCUCCUUUUUUUCUUCGACUUCCAUUGCAAUUUUCCCCAAAAAAAUCAUUUUAAUUAUGUAGCUUUUUUCGUUAAUGUUGAUGCUUAGCAUCUUGUGUUAUUAUGAUUUAAGUUCUUUAAGAUUGUUGAUAAUUGCCUUUAGAUAGAAUUGUUACCGUUGUGUCUAAUUUUCUACAUUUAGCAUACUUUUGUCACCUUUAUCUUUAUAUUUAUAUAUCUUUCAAUUAGGUCAAUUUUUGCCCCUUUUGGUUAUGAACCUUUAUUUUAGUUGUGUUACCUAAAUUGUUUUAUUUAAUAUUUUUAUGUCGAGGUUUGUC
Molecule: messenger RNA, 893 nt
Organism: Asparagus officinalis (garden asparagus)
Lineage: Eukaryota; Viridiplantae; Streptophyta; Magnoliopsida; Asparagales; Asparagaceae
Product: histidine-containing phosphotransfer protein 2-like
Exons: 4
Coding region: 220-504 (94 amino acids)
Biological process (GO): cytokinin-activated signaling pathway; phosphorelay signal transduction system; phosphorylation
Cellular component (GO): cytoplasm; nucleus
Molecular function (GO): histidine phosphotransfer kinase activity; protein histidine kinase binding
Source: RefSeq, a predicted model, not a curated record